AUCAGACAGGAUCAUGACAGUCGUGAGGGGAUUCCUCCUUAAAACUCGGCCAAAGAAAUUAUUUGACGACGCUACCUACAACUUGCUACUGCAAAUUUGGGCAAACAGAAGAUUUCGAACUUCGAAUUCGUUUCAGGGUAGUCACUGCUGCUGCCUGCUAUGUGGUGGAAUGUCUAUGGAAGCCAUGCCCAUCUCGAUUUUGGUAACAGUCAUCGGCAGAAAAGAAGCAAGCCACUGAGUAGAUAGGUAGCCCAUGUUCUUAGAUCCUUAAGGAGAGAUCAGCAAGAACCGAAUGAGUUAGAUCACAGAGAUGAUGAAGACACCCCGAGCUCUGUCCCCAAUCAAUAAAAUCCGAGACAUUCUGGAGGAAAUGGGUGAUGAUGACGUUGAUGAUGGCCCAACUGGGGUUGCAAGGAAACGCCUUGAAGAUCAGUCGCAGGGCCGCCGUUACGGUAAUAUCAUAGGAAGCCUAUCUCUUGAAGGACUCCAGGUCGUACGUGUCCAGAAGGGUUCGAUUCUCUGCAACCUGGUCGUCCCUGAACACUUAGCUGAUCACAGAAGCGGAAAUUGGCACUGUGGAGCAUUAUCAACCCUAAUCGACCAUGUUGGGGUUAUAGCUAAUGUGUCGUUAAUUGGGAAUGAUGGCUACACGACUACUGUCGAUUUAAGCGUAUCCUUCCUUUCGACUGUUAAGAUUGGGGAAGAAGUAGAGAUUGAGGCCAAGGUUUUAGAUCAUAGAGGAAAGCUUACUUCAACAAUAGUGGAGGUCAGGAAGAAGGAGACUGCAGAGAUGGUUGCUUUAGGUAAGCAGUGGGUUUCUGUAGUCAAGGCGGAACGAAGUAAGCUUUGAUCUUUCAAGCUCUCAGAGAUUCUGUUUUUCUUCUACUCGCUUUGAAGCUUUACAGAAAGUACACUAAAGACCGAUUUCUGUUCUAUUUUGUGAUUUUAAACCCAGAUGAGACUUUCAUCUAUAUAUUGAAUGUAUACUGGUUGUACUGUUUUGUGAUCUCACAGUAAUGAAAUUUCCUUCCUGGAAA
Messenger RNA from Macadamia integrifolia, 1037 nucleotides. Its product is annotated as acyl-coenzyme A thioesterase 13-like. The record is from RefSeq and is a predicted model, not a curated record. Gene Ontology annotation, molecular function: fatty acyl-CoA hydrolase activity. The coding region runs from base 311 to 850 and encodes 179 amino acids. Lineage: Eukaryota; Viridiplantae; Streptophyta; Magnoliopsida; Proteales; Proteaceae. The transcript is spliced from 3 exons.